Molecule: messenger RNA, 669 nt
Organism: Penicillium riverlandense
Lineage: Eukaryota; Fungi; Ascomycota; Eurotiomycetes; Eurotiales; Aspergillaceae
Product: glutathione S-transferase family protein
Exons: 2
Coding region: 1-669 (222 amino acids)
Source: RefSeq, a predicted model, not a curated record
AUGGCAGCCCAUAUAAAGCCUGUCAUUCUACACGCCCAUGCGACGGGCCCGAAUCCGAUCAAGGUGGCGAUUGCCUUGGAGUCACUGAAAGUUCCCUACACAAUCAAGAUGUGGGAUUUCGGCGAUGACCCAAACACCGGCGUCAAGGGAACUGCGUUUCUGAAAAUCAACGAAAAUGGCCGAGUGCCGGCUCUGGAAGACCCAAAUACGGGAGUUGUCUCAUGGGAAUCCGGGGCUUGUAUGAAUUACAUACGCCGAGUGUAUGACAAUGGGAACACAAUUGGUCCCCCUGGUGAGUCGGCACAGGAUCUGGUAGAUUUCGAGAAAUGGGAGUAUUUCUUGUUAUCGACGUUAGGUCCAAUGACGGGUCAGACAAAUUGGUUCCGACACUAUAACUCGCAGAAGAACGAUGACGCCCUCCAGCGCUAUACUGCUCAGACUUAUCGAUGUUAUGAUGUUCUGGAAAAACAGCUGGACAAGUCUAGGGGUCAAAGCAUUAUUCCGGGCCGAAUCACGGCUGUCGAUUACCACUUUGAACCUUGGGUUAGACAACAUUCAUUUGCUGGACUUUCUCUGGAGAAGUAUCCUAUGAUCAAAGGAUGGUUGGACUUGAUGGGAACUCGGGAGGAAGUCCAGGAGGCUUAUCUCAAAAUCAAGAAUGCUAAAUGA